Molecule: messenger RNA, 867 nt
Organism: Colletotrichum orchidophilum
Lineage: Eukaryota; Fungi; Ascomycota; Sordariomycetes; Glomerellales; Glomerellaceae
Exons: 2
Coding region: 1-867 (288 amino acids)
Biological process (GO): mitochondrial fission
Cellular component (GO): mitochondrion
Source: RefSeq, a predicted model, not a curated record
AUGUGGGGAAGAAGCCAAGAAAAGACGACUGAACAACAAAAAGAGUCGCCCAAGGAAGAUGGCGCCAAGACAUACGACCCCAACAAGCUUCCGGCACGUGAGAAGCUGCCGGCGGCCUUGCAGAAGAUAGUCGAUAAAUCGGAUAGGGAGGACAAUUUCUUUGACGAACUGGUGGACGGGUAUGCACCCGAGUCUACCGAGUCAAAGGUCCGUUAUGCCGCCUACGUUACGCGCAUCCGCACGAUCAUGCUAUCCGCCCACCGAUACGUUGCCUACACCUCUGAUAUUGGCGAAUCAUUCCGGCCAGUCGCGCAUCCCGGUAUUGUCCGCACCGCGUACGGAAUAUCGUGGCUUUACAUCCUCGGCGAUGUCAGUUACGAAGGCUACAAGGCGUACUGGGCUAAUCAGCGUGUCCUCAACCCGCAUCUCCAGCUUACGGCGCGGCAAGCGAAGAUUACGGGACUGCCGGAUGCUGUGUCAGAUGCAACGCACCCCAGCGAAGUUGUCCCAGGUGGCAAAGUCGCGCCACUAGACGACUACAGGACAGUCAUGGUCCAGCGAGGAAUCUUCCAGAGCAUUGCCAGCAUGGGUCUACCAGCUUUUACCAUUCACAGUGUCGUAAGGUACUCUGGCCGAGCCCUCAAGGACGUAAAGAACGCCAAAAUAAGGACCUGGGGCCCUAUUGGUCUCGGCCUGGCUGUUGUGCCUUUCUUGCCUAGUCUCUUCGACGAACCGGUCGAGAACGCUGUGGAGUGGAUCUUCCACAAGGGCUUUGAGUCAUAUGGUGGUAAGGAGUUCGUUGGCGACGCACCAGCCACGGGUCGUGAAGACUUAUUGGCGAAGAGGCCAAAGGAAAAGGAACUGUAG